Zychaea mexicana is the source of this 150-nucleotide messenger RNA. RefSeq lists its product as uncharacterized. The transcript has a single exon. Lineage: Eukaryota; Fungi; Mucoromycota; Mucoromycetes; Mucorales; Lichtheimiaceae. The record is from RefSeq and is a predicted model, not a curated record. The annotation marks the transcript as partial.
AUGGCCGUCUCCGUUUUCCAUGCAUACGCCCAUUCAAUGUCUUGCCAGGUCGAUUAUCAUCCACGAUUCAUAAGCGGCUUUGUACUGACAGAUGGAGAAGGACUUGAGCGUCUUUGGUCCUACCUUGGAGGAUUUGUCUCAAUGACUAGA